This is a messenger RNA of Prosopis cineraria, 673 nucleotides long. RefSeq lists its product as uncharacterized. The record is from RefSeq and is a predicted model, not a curated record. Gene Ontology annotation, cellular component: mitochondrion. The coding region runs from base 117 to 551 and encodes 144 amino acids. NCBI's taxonomy places the organism in Eukaryota, Viridiplantae, Streptophyta, Magnoliopsida, Fabales, Fabaceae. The transcript has a single exon.
ACAGAUGAGAGGCAAGAAAGGGGGGCAAAAAACAGUAUAGCUCCGCAAAACCCUGCGCUGAGAAACCUCAGAGUGGCUGGUUUCUGUGUUCCAGGCUCUUCUUCGUUGGUUUGACAAUGGCGGGUGGCCGAUUCCGUCAGAUCGUGAAGAAGUAUGGAAAAGUUGCGCUUGGAGUUCAUUGUUCUGUCUCUGCUGUCUCCAUCACAGGCCUCUUCAUUGCAAUCAAGAAUAACGUUGAUGUUGAAUCUGUUCUUGACAAGUUCCAUGUAGGCGGUGUCUCCCCCAAAGACGAUGAUCAUAAACCGACAAUUCCUUUUAGAGAAGCUGAUGGGUCUGCGGUGCUCAACGAGACGCCUGCAUCGGCACCGAUGACCCAAGAGAAGACGAGGAAUCGGACGGCUGAGCUCGCGGCCUCCUCAGGCGGGGCUUUCGCCUUGGCUUUGCUCUGUAACAAGGCUCUCUUCCCCAUUCGAGUUCCCAUCACCAUUGCCUUAACGCCUCCUAUCGCGAGGUUCUUGGCCAAGAGGAAUAUUAUCAAGGCUGGUUUUUGAGUUCAGUCAGUUCUCUCUCUCUGAUUGUUCCCCACUGCCUCUUUUGAUUUAAGGAAAGAUUGUAGACGUUGUAGCGCCAGAUUAUGGGAUUGAUUUCAGUAUUGGAUUUUGGUCGACAUUGA